Lolium rigidum is the source of this 1854-nucleotide messenger RNA. RefSeq lists its product as uncharacterized. NCBI's taxonomy places the organism in Eukaryota, Viridiplantae, Streptophyta, Magnoliopsida, Poales, Poaceae. Gene Ontology annotation, molecular function: protein binding. The record is from RefSeq and is a predicted model, not a curated record. The transcript is spliced from 2 exons. The coding region runs from base 82 to 1452 and encodes 456 amino acids.
AACUGACACUCACAGAAGACAGAACAAAACCUAUCCCCAACCAUAGCCCAGAGCAGAUCCCCUUCCUCCACCCCAGCGGCCAUGGCAUCGCCGGCGCUGGCAACCAUCCCGGACGAGCUCCUGGAGGAGAUCUUUCUCCGCCUUCCGACCCCGGCCGCGGUCGCCUGCACCUCCGCCGCUUGCACCUCCUUCCGCCGCGUUAUCAAAGGUCGCGCCUUUCGCCGCCGCUUCCGCUCGCUGCACCUGCCUCCCCUUCUUGGCUUCAUGGACGCGGCCGGCUUCCACCCCGCCGAGGCGCCGCACCCCUCCGCCCCGCUCGCCGGCGCCCUCGCCCCCUGCGCCGCGGACUACUCAUUCGUCCCGCCCGUCGUUUCUUCUUCUUCCUACGAAUCCUUCGAGCUCGACGGGGACGCAGUCCCCCGCUGGCGCCCCCGCGAUGUCCGCGAUGGCCGCGUCCUCCUGGAUUGGAUCUCGCGCCACCCUCGCGUCGUCCACAUGUGGAGCUACCCCGAAGACGGCUCCCGGGAAGACGAAGACGGCUCCGACAUAAGCAUCCUCAUGAACUGUACCGAGGUGGUUGAUUACCACGUCGGCGCCCGCCCCACGUGGACCAAACGGGAGCGCUGCAACGCCGCCGACUUCCACCUCGCCGUGUGCGACCCCUUGUUCCGCCGGUACGUGUUGCUCCCCACCAUACCCGAGGAUCUCGCCGCCCACCCGCAAGAGCGCCUCUUCGAGUUCGAGCCCAUGCUCGCCUCCGACGGCGAGGAUGAGUCCUUCAAGGUGAUAUGCAUAGCAAGAUACGAAACCAAGCUCGCCAUCUUCGUCUUCACUUCCACAACUAGGCAAUGGCGCGUGGGCAUAUGUCCCAACCUGAAUCCUCUUGGCAACUUGUCCUGCUUCGACUGUGUGCGUGGCUGCUUCUACUGGACAGAACGUCGUGGGUGGAGCGACGAUCUGCUUGUGCUGGACACGCACACUAUGGCGUUUUCCGGUGUUGAUCUCCUGACUGGCUACCAUGUGCAGCUCAGAGAUCUGCCUGACGAGUACAUUUCCAGUCGGCGUCUGAGCGCUGUUGUUGUGGGCAGAGAAGGAGUCCUUGAGAUGUUUUCUCUUGUUUGUCAACAUGGGUCCUUUGCUCUCCACCAUACAUCUCUGAAACAUAAUUCACAUGAAUGGAAGCUGGAGAAGGUCAUACCGCUGCCUGACCUGUAUCGGGACUAUUCAAUCUGCUCAGUUGGUGGAGCUGAGGGAUUCUUGUUUUUUCGAGGCGCUCCGGAAGGCAUUAUUAAUAAUGUGGGCAUUAAUAAUGAGAAUGUGGAUUGUUACUCACUAGAUGUCAAGACUUAUGAAAUUACCAAGGUUUGUAGCAAGAUGGAGAUUUUCUUCAAUCGCAAACGUGCCCUCCCCUACUUCAGCUUCCCCGCAUUGUUAUUGGAACCAACCAUUUGAUCAAGAGAUCUUAGCUCGCUUCCUUCUGCCAUCAUGUUUGGCCAUAACAUCUGCAGUUGGAUGGAGGAUGUUCAAGACGAUGGUACUGCAAAUCUGCUAGCUAGAUAUAGUACUCGGACCUUGGUAUUAGUAUUGGAAAUGCUGUCAGCAAGUUGAUAUAUGUCCGCAUUAAGCAUAUGUAUGUAAGCACGAUAUGCUGUCAGCAAGUUGAAUCUGCCCAAGACUUGUAUUGAUGUUUCCGUUGGAAGAAUAGGUAGGCCAAUUGUGCGGACUUUGGUUAAGUUCUCAUGUGUUCCCCCUUUUUUAUCCAUGCCUUCAAUCUAGAUGGUAUAUCAGUACCUGAGCACCAGCUUUUCUCUGAAUGUAUGAGUUCAUUUCUGCUAUUAUGAUGCUUCUGACUGA